AUGAGCAGCUACUGGUUCAAGAACUUUUGCGGGCUGCCCGUGACUGACUUUGAGCUGUUGAAGGUCCCUCAUCCCGGCGCCGAGUUCUCCAUUCAUGUGACUUUGCGCAGUAUUCAGACCGGUGCCCUGCUCGGCUCGAUCCUGGGCCCACUCUCCACGGCGCUCUUCGCCAACACGGAUCGCCGAUUCGACCUGCGGACCGUGAAGUCGCAAUUCGUUUCCGGUGGAAUGCAAGGCGCGCUGAUCGGGGCCGUGCUGGGCCCGUGCAUCACGUGGUACUCAAUUCGAAACAUGAGUACCGUGGCGCUGUAUGAUAAAUGCUACAAGUUGAGAUUCGACAACCAACAGCUCUGGCUCGACCGGACAACCGUGAUUUCGGGCGCUGUCGGAGCGCUGUCGAACGGAAGUCUCGGCUUCAUCGUCGGCCUCGACCUCGCCCUCGUCAUGAGCAACCUGAUGGGCCGUGCCUGG
Mesorhabditis spiculigera is the source of this 471-nucleotide messenger RNA. Lineage: Eukaryota; Metazoa; Nematoda; Chromadorea; Rhabditida; Rhabditidae. The record is from the annotation of a GenBank genome assembly.